Molecule: messenger RNA, 3122 nt
Organism: Effrenium voratum
Lineage: Eukaryota; Dinophyceae; Suessiales; Symbiodiniaceae
Source: the annotation of a GenBank genome assembly
CCCAAAACCAGCGGUGCCCUCCACGCGUCUUCGUUGCCUUCGCGGCGGCGUCGCUUGGAUGGCAUGCCGCGAGCGGCGGCCGUGCACAGCGCGCGUUGCGCGCGGGCGGCGCAGGAGGGUGCUCAGUGGCUGAGCCGCUUCCGGGAGCGCGGCCAUCUCUGGGCCCAGCUGGACCCGCUGGGCCGCUGCAGAGGUCCGCUCGCCAAGAAUGACCAGUGGUGGCAGGAUGAGUGCAUAGAGCACCCGCUCGCAGGGCUGCGCAUGGGGCGCGGGCCCCUCUUCGUGGCUCCCGAGGAGCUACCCUCCGCCACGGGCUGGUGGUCUCGAGAGAACUUACUACAAGUCAUGGAGGAGGCCCACUGCGGCACAUUGAGCGUGGAAGCGAGCCAUUUGUCCUGCCCGGAGCGGCGCAGGUGGUGGCACUCGGCGGUGGAGCUGAAGUCGCAAAGCGAGCUGAGCGGGGCGCGGUGUCGGGCGCUGCUGCUGAGGCUGCUGAGGGCUACGCUCUUGACCCAGUUCCUGCGGUCCAAGUUUCCGGCCACCAAGUGGUUCGGUCUGGACGGCUGCGAGGCGCUGAUCCCAGGGCUCUACCGCCUGUGCCACCGCUCAGCGCAGCAUGGAGUGGAGCGGAUCGAGCUGGGCAUGCCCCACAGAGGACGGCUAAACGUGCUGGCGAAUCUCUUGGGCAAGGAGCUGAGUUUGAUCUGCUGCGAGAUGAACGAGAACCGGAGCGAUUUCCACGUGGGGGACGUGAAGUACCACACCGGCUACUUCGGGGCGUUGCCGGUUCUGCCCAGCGCGUGGCAACAGAAGUUCUCAGCCGCGGAAUGCGAGGUGACGCCGCCGGUGCUGAGCGUCAUCCCCAACCCCAGCCACUUGGAGCUGGUGACGCCAGUGGUGCUGGGCAAGGUGAGGGCCUUGCAGGACGAAGGUUCCCACCAGGUGCUGGGCCUCAUCCUGCACGGCGACGCCGCCUUCGCGGGCUCCGGGCUCGCCUUCGAGGCCAUGCAGCUGGCGAGGCUCCCGGCCUACCACUGCCAGGGCGCCGUGCACGUGGUGCUGAACAACCAGGUGGGUUACACCACGAAGCCCUACGAGGGCCGCUCUGCCGCACACCCCAGUGACGUGGCGAAGGCCUUCGAGGUGCCGGUGGUCCACGUGAACGCGGACGACCUGCGGGCGGUGGACCGGGCCUUCCGGCUGGCGGCGGAUUGGCGCCAGGAGUGGCGGGAGGACGUGGUGGUGGACCUCGUGGGCUACCGGAGGUUCGGCCACAACGAGACGGACCGCCCGGCCGCCUCCGCGCCCUUGUCCUACGCCAAAGUGGCCAGCCACCCCGAGGCGGCGGAGAUCUUUGCGCAGCGCCUGGUGGUAGAAGGGAAGCUGCAGGAGCAACAAGUCCAGGAGAUGCGGGCGGAAAUUCUGGACGAGCUGAACAGAGAGUUUCUGGAGAAGGAGAGGCACAAGACCGACGGCCUGGACUGGGUCCUGGGCAAGUACCGGGGUCGCAUCGACGAGGGGCGGCGGCCCAAGCAGGUUCGAGGCAUCACCGGCGUGCCCCUGGAGACCCUCACGCACAUCGGCGAGGCGAUGGUGCGCGCGCCGGAUGAGACCCUAACCGAGGUGGGCCAGCUGCUGGCGCGGCGCGAGGCACAGCUGGUGCCCGGGGGGCGGGUGGACUUUGCCACCGCCGAGCAGCUGGCCUUCGGGUCGCUGCUGCUGCACCGGGACGUCUGGGCCCAGAGCGGCGGCACCGGCAGCUGGGCGGUGGCGCAGCACGAGCGGCUGCCCCACAAGAACGUGAGGCUCUGCGGCCAGGACUCGGUGCGCGGCACCUUCAACCAGCGGCACCUGGUGAUCCAUGACGUGAAUGGCAUGGAGGUGCAGCUCUUGCAGGACCUGGCGCCAGGGCAUCAAGCAAAGUUCUAUGCCUUCAAUAGCACCCUGUCCGAAGCGGCGGCGCUGGGCUUUGAGUACGGCUACAGCCUGGGGGAUGAUGAUGCCCUGGUGUGCUGGGAGGCGCAGUUCGGGGACUUUGCCAAUAUGGCUCAGGCCGUGAUCGACGAGUUCAUCGUCUCCGGCGAGGAGAAGUGGGGCCAACCAACGCGGCUGACGCUGCUGCUCCCCCACGGCUACGACGGCCAAGGGCCCAACCACAGCAGCGCGCGGCUGGAGAGGUUCUUGCAGCUCACCAACGAUGACCCGAACCACCUACCUGGAAACUCCCCGGAGGACCUUCGAGAGAUCGACAAAGCCUUCGAUAUUCUGGACACCGGGGAGGGGAUCCUCAAGGAGGAGCAGGUGAAGAGCUAUCUGCAGCCCGCCUCAGACUUCGAACUGGAGUGGGAGCUGUGGCUGAAGACGGCGCAGAGCGCCCUGGGCCGCCCAGCGCGUGGCCUGGCCGCCGGCGUCACGCGCCAGGAGUGGCGCCAGGUGAUGCAGCAGCUCUACCGCCGCAACGCGGAGAAGGAUGCCAACAUCUUCGUGCUGAAUGUCACCACUCCGGCGCAGUAUUUCCACGUGCUGCGGAGACAGGCGCACCGGCCCUUCAAGAAGCCUCUGGUGCUGAUGACCCCCAAGUACCUGCUGCACCACUCCAAGGCCACCAGCGCCUUCGAGGAUUUCAGCGAGCAGAACUUCUUCAUGCGGGUGAUCGUGGACUACAGCCCCUUGCUCACGGAGCUGGCUAGUCGCAGCGACAACACGAGGCAUUUGAGCACCAGCAAGACCGGCGCUCCGUUGACUCUCCCCUUGGAGAGCGUGCGGCGCGUGAUCCUUUGCAGCGGCCAGAUCUACUACAAGCUCUCGCACAAGCGCCGGAGCGGGAAGAUCAAGGACGUGGUCUUGGUGCGCCUUGAACAGAUCUCCCCCUUCCCCUACGAUCGCAUCAUCAAGGCGCUGUCCUACUACCCCAACGCUGACGUCGUCUGGUGCCAAGAAGAGCCCAAGAACAUGGGAGCGUGGUUCUAUGUGCAGCCCAGGCUCGCCACGGCUGGGCGCCGGGACGUGGCCUACGUGGGCCGCCCCGCGGCGGCGGCGCCGGCCACCGGGUCUCAGCAGAUCCACGCGGAGGAGACUCGCCUCAUUCUGGACGCUGCCUUCGCCAUGUGACGUCAGAGAAA